ACUGGUUGUAGAGUCUGGUAAAGUGGUGAACUGAAGACUGGAGUGAAGAGGAAGUACUUUUUAAAAUGGAAAUAUAACAAAUGUUACAUUAACUUUCAACAGGCUAGUGGAGGGAGGAGCCAGCCAUGCCUGCUCAGCCUCCUGUGAGGGAGCCAGAGGAGGAGAUGGAGGCAGAAGGAGAGUCACAGCUCCCUGAAGCCAAUGGAGACUUGGAGCAACCAAGAGAGAAUGAUGGAGGAGGUGGAGGUGGAGAUGAGACUAUGGAGGAGAGCACAGAAGAGAGGGACAGCGACCUGGAGGAGAGCGAGGAGGAGGAAGAAGAGGAGGAAGAGGAGAGCUCAGAGAUGGAUGAUGAAGACUGUGAGCGAAGAAGAGGAGAAUGCCUGGAUGAGAUGUCAGAUCUGGAGAAACAAUUUCAGGAGCUUAAAGAGAAGUUGUUUCGGGAGCGGCUGAACCAAGUGAAGGUGAAGCUGGAUGAGGUGCUAACAGGAAAAGCUGGAGAAUACAGAGAACCACUAGCUGCACUACAGAACAGCAUGCAGAUACGGACACAAGUGGCUGGAGUGUACAGAGAGCUGUGUCUGCAGGUGAUCAAACACAAACAUGAGUGUGAACUACAGGGAGCAAAGCAGCACCUGGAGAGUGAGCGGACAUUGCUGUUUGAUGCCAUGAAGACAGAACUACUGGAAAAGAUAAGAAGACUGGAGGAGGACAGGCAGAAUAUAGACCUCACCUCAGAGUGGAGUGAUGAAAUGAGGAGCAAGAAGUGUAAGAGAAAGAACCAACUGGGUCGGUCAGAGAGGAAAAAGAAAGUAGCUCUUGUUUCAGGGCCGUUCAUCGUCUACAUGUUGAGGGACAUCGACAUUCUUGAAGACUGGACCGCUAUCAAGAAGGCAAAAGCAGCUCUCACACCUCUAAAGAAGAAAGUUGAAAAGCGGUGAUAAUAGGAGAAACUUCCUGAAGAAAAGUGGCAAAUAAACCAAACUGAAGACACACACACAGACACAUUCCCAGCAUUCCCACUAACAGUUCAGGUUUUGUCUCCCAGACUGAAACUCAGCAGACUGUUGUGUUGUUUUUAUCUGCGCCUUUGACCCCAGCACCCCUCCAUCCCUCUGCUUGUUUGUUAUCUAUUGCUAUUUAAAAGAACUUCUUAAUAAUAUGACAACCAUGUAUUUAUAGAAUGAUUCUUAAUGGUGAUUAAAAAUUUAAUCUUUUGUGACACAA
Molecule: messenger RNA, 1227 nt
Organism: Cheilinus undulatus (humphead wrasse)
Lineage: Eukaryota; Metazoa; Chordata; Actinopteri; Labriformes; Labridae
Gene: brms1
Product: BRMS1 transcriptional repressor and anoikis regulator
Exons: 10
Coding region: 126-941 (271 amino acids)
Biological process (GO): negative regulation of transcription by RNA polymerase II
Cellular component (GO): Sin3-type complex
Molecular function (GO): histone deacetylase binding
Source: RefSeq, a predicted model, not a curated record